UUUAAUAUUUAUUCUUGAAAGAACUAGCAGGUGAGAAAUCCAAUAAAAGGACCAAAAAAAUCAUUCUCAACGGGCUAAUGUCUGACGACAAACAAAAAAACAAUGAGCAGGAAAAUGCACCCGCGGAGGAGUACGAUUACGACCGCGAGCUCUACCGAUGCCCCAUCUCCUGGCCCUUUACCUCAGAUAAACCCAAAAUGACGAAAAAGGUCUACUCACUCAUCCGCAAGGCUGUGAAAGAAAACAAAAAAGGCAUUAUUAAAGGGAUCAAAGACGUUACCAAGUCAAUCCGGAAGGGACAGAAGGGCAUUCUCGUUCUCGGUGCGGAUGCCUCGCCGUAUGAUGUUAUUUCCCACUUCCCCGUAAUGGCAGAGGAGGCGAAGAUUCCCUACGUUUGGGUGCCCUCUCGGCAGGAUUUAGGCGUUUCGACGCAGUGCAAACGCGCCACUUCCGUCGUUUUGCUAAAACCCAACGAAGAAUUCAAGGCGAGUUACGACAAAAUCGUCCUAGCCAUUGAAGAUCUCUUAACCAACGAGGAAGCUAGUUGAGGAUAAGAUGAAGCAACUCUCUUGGUAGAUCUUACGUGUUUUUUUUUGUGUGUGUUCUUAUGGGGCGUGAGGUUGGGUUGUUUCUGUUGCGAUUUGUGUUAUAAUUAUACACUCCUUCGGUGACUUCGAGAGGUUUUAAUCUGUAAAGAAAAAAAAUGCCUUUAAAUCAACACUGCAGAAUUGAAUUUGAUCAAUCUGUAGUAUAUAAUGGUGAAGGUGAAUAAUUAAUAUGCAAGGGGUGAAGGAUACGUUUCUGUAUUUUUCCCUAUCGAUAAAGGGAAUCGAAAAAUUAUAAUUCGUAUCUCAACACUCAUCUUUUCCGUUUAUAAACACGAAUAA
Molecule: messenger RNA, 887 nt
Organism: Phytomonas sp. EM1
Lineage: Eukaryota; Euglenozoa; Kinetoplastea; Trypanosomatida; Trypanosomatidae
Source: the annotation of a GenBank genome assembly